AUGAAGGCUCGUCUAGCCGGGAGUCGUUUCAGAUCGCUCAACGAGACUCUUUACACUUCGGAUGGGGACAAGGCGUUUCAGAUGUUCUCAGAGGACCCCAAUGCGUUCGCACAGUACCACGAGGGAUAUCGGGAGCAGGUGGCGUCCUGGCCAAUCAACCCCCUCCACGUCAUCAUUGACUGGAUCUGCCAGCGCCCAGCCACCCUCACAGUUGCUGACUUUGGCUGCGGCGAGGCGAAGCUAGCAGCCAGUGUGCCCAACAAAGUGACCUCUUCAGACCUGGUGGCUGCUGCAGCGAAUGUAGACUGUGGCGAGGCCAAGCUAGCAGCCAGUUUGCCCAACAAAGUGACCUCUUCAGACCUGGUGGCUGCUGCAGCGAAUGUAGACUGUGGCGAGGCCAAGCUAGCAGCCAGUGUGCCCAACAAAGUGACCUCUUUAGACCUGGUGGCUGCUGCUCCUGGUGUGAUCGCAUGCAACAUGGCUCAUCCCCCCCUACCAGCCUCAUCAGUCCACAUUGCAGUCUUCUGCCUCUCUCUCAUGGGACCAGACUACCCCUCCUUCCAUAAACCACGCGUACCCCCCUACCAGCCUCAUCAGUCCACAUUGCAGUCUUCUGCCUCUCUCAUGGGACCAGACUACCCCUCCUUCCAUAAACCACGCGUGUCUAUUCCUCAUCACCCCCAUUCCGACGUGCCUCCAUCCCCCACCCAGACCCCCCUACCAGCCUCCUCAGUCCACAUUGCAGUCUUCUGCCUCUCUCUGGGACCAGACUACCCCUCCUUCCAUAAACCACGCGUGUCUAUUCCUCAUCACCCCCAUUCCGACAUGCCUCCAUCCCCCACCCAGACCCCCCUACCAGCCUCAUCAGUCCACAUUGCAGUCUUCUGCCUCUCUCUGGGACCAGACUACCCCUCCUUCCAUAAACCACGCGUGUCUAUUCCUCAUCACCCCCAUUCCGACGUGCCUCCAUCCCCCACCCAGACCCCCCUACCAGCCUCCUCAGUCCACAUUGCAGUCUUUUGCCUCUCUCACAUGGGUGCAGGCAGACUACCCCUCCUUCCCGCUUCACACACACCUUAA
Closterium sp. NIES-65 is the source of this 1080-nucleotide messenger RNA. Lineage: Eukaryota; Viridiplantae; Streptophyta; Zygnematophyceae; Desmidiales; Closteriaceae. The record is from the annotation of a GenBank genome assembly.